Molecule: messenger RNA, 606 nt
Organism: Mesorhabditis belari
Lineage: Eukaryota; Metazoa; Nematoda; Chromadorea; Rhabditida; Rhabditidae
Source: the annotation of a GenBank genome assembly
AUGACGGACACGAUGCGUGAAGCGAUUGCCCAGUUGAUGGGCGCUCAGCGGGCAAAAGAAGAAGGCAGAGAUCUGCCUCUAUACAACCAUCAUUCGGUGUGCAGACCAUAUCUUCUAAGUUGUUGUCCGGGCGAUCUUUUGGGGGAUACAAGGUUGGAAGGGCUUGUUUCUUGUCGAAAGAUGCAUGAACCGACUCACAAAGCUGACUACGAGAAUGCUCAAGCACAGAAGGAUCAUUUCUAUGACAUAGAGCUUUACAACAUCUUGCAAGGCACAAUUCGCUUGGUGGAUGGUGAGAUUGAGAAGAUCAAGAACAAACUCGACCGAGACACGCGAGAUGCCGGAGAAAGCGCUGAAAUUGUGAAGAUGAAACGCAUUGCUGACAUUGAGGAGCAAAUCAAGUUGCUUGUUGGGGAAAUUGAAGAACUUGGCUCGCAGGGUAAAGUUGAGGAAUCAAUGCGCACCGCGAAGAAAGUCGAGGAGUUGGAACAAAAGAAAAACGAAUUGAAGAAUGAAGGAAAGAUGAACAUUCCAAUGACUUCUCAACAACGUCUUCGUGUUUGUGAUGACUGCGGUGCACAGGUAUGUGGUAUUCAAGAAGCAAAA